UUCUAUUCUCCAUUAUCUUUUUCAUCUUCUUAAUUUCUCUUCUAAAUUAAAAAAGAAAGACAAUGACCUUUUAUACCCAAAUAUUUCUUGUCUUCACCAUUUCUUUCUUCCUUACAACCCUCCCCUCUAAGGCAUACAAAAAUUACCCCACUCUAUCACAAUCCCAUGCACCUGCCCUUUCUCCACAACAGUCCUCGUCCUCGACCUCGGCCUUAUUCUCUGCCUCGGCCUCUUCAUUGUCAUCCCUAACUGCCUCUGUAACCUCUGCAACAACUUUUGAAAUUCCAAAAAACAUCCCCGUUAUCUCAACAGAAGAUGUCUCGAUAUUUGUAAAAGCCAUCAUGGAUGCAACAAUGUCCAAGACCGACGAAUUUAUUAGCAAAGUCAUUGACAAACGUUUGGCUGAACCAAACACAGACAUUUAUGCUAAGGAUUGUCUUGAGACAUGCAAGUCUGUGUUUGAAGAUGCAAAGGAUGCAAUGAAGAGGACUGAGGAAGAUGUGAAAGCAGGAAAUAUGUACAAAGCUAAUGUGGAUGUUAGUGCCAUGUCAACAAACAUUGAUACUUGCAAUGAAUGUGCUACUUCUAUAUAUGGAUUUGAUCCUGAGUUCAAGAAAUUUGACAAUUGGGCACAAGGGAUUGCUAGUGAUUGCCUUGAUAAGAUUACUGGCCAAAACAGUUAAAUUGGUAUUUGAUCUUAACAUUUCAAGAGUUUAUUAUUAACUCUUUCUACUUCUAUAUAUGCAUCCUAUUUUGGGUUGUAAUCAUUGGAAAGAUUUGGCGAUGAAUAAUCUCUUAACCUACACAUGUGGAAUUAAUGAAAGGAACACUAUAAUUAAUAGUGUUUGAUCUUUUAAUUUGCUAA
Messenger RNA from Nicotiana tabacum (common tobacco), 865 nucleotides. RefSeq lists its product as uncharacterized. Gene Ontology annotation, molecular function: enzyme inhibitor activity. NCBI's taxonomy places the organism in Eukaryota, Viridiplantae, Streptophyta, Magnoliopsida, Solanales, Solanaceae. The record is from RefSeq and is a predicted model, not a curated record.